Messenger RNA from Syngnathus acus (greater pipefish), 1620 nucleotides. Its product is annotated as fibrinogen C domain-containing protein 1-like. The transcript is spliced from 8 exons. NCBI's taxonomy places the organism in Eukaryota, Metazoa, Chordata, Actinopteri, Syngnathiformes, Syngnathidae. The record is from RefSeq and is a predicted model, not a curated record. Bases 1 to 1620 code for a protein of 539 amino acids.
AUGUCAAAUGACAAGUGGUUCGAGAUGAACCAAAGCACCCAGAAGCUGAUCGGCGAACCACCGAAGCGCAAGGUACGCAUCGGACGCAUGGACGCGCGCGCGCACGCGCUUGACGAAUGGCUAGGUCGAGUUGAAAGCAUUUGCAAGUCGUUCGCUCCGUCGGGGGAGAGACAGAGAGAGAGAGAGAGACACAGAGAGAGAGAGACAGAGAGAGAGAGAGACGCCGCCGCCGCCUGUGACGUCGUUUGCGCUCAGUUUGUUCAGAUACGUUGGAGCUCCAUUCUGGCGGUGGUCCCGACGCUCCUCUUGGUCGUGCUUUUCAUCCAAAACAUCGUCUUCUUCCACUUGAACAGGCCUCAGGACAUCGUCAAAGAGUUGGGCGCGCUGGUGGCGACUUUGCCCAACAGCAUCCCGGACCGCAACUGCACCGACUUAGCCUGCCACUGGACGGCGCUGCAGACCGCGUUAGCACAGCUGAAUGCAAGUCACGCGGCGAUUUCCAACGACCUGGAGAAGAGUCAGACCGCAUUCGCAAGGCUGAAGGCAGGUCAGGAGGCAGGUCAGACGGCAUUGGCGGAGCUGAAGGCAGGGCAGGAGGCAGGUCAGACGGCAUUGGAAGAGCUGAAGGCAGGUCAGACGGCAGGUCAGACCGCAUUGGCAGAGCUGAAGGCAGAGCUGAAGGCAGGUCACGGCGCGAUUUCCAGCGACCUGGAGAAGAGUCAGACCGCAUUGGCAGAGCUGAAGGCAAGUCACAACGCGGGUCAGAGCCUGCUGGCCAAAGUCUGGCAGGAGAUUAGCAGCGACAAAGGGCUUCUGAGUCAGACACUGAAAGGCCUGAAGACGGACUACAAGAGCAUGUCUCGGGCGCUGUCACAAGAGAACAAGGACUUCAGUUCGGCUUUGUCCAGCCUGCGGCAGAAGGUGGUGGAUCAGCCCACACUUAACAGGGAACUCCAUGGUCUCAUGCCCAGAGACUGCAGUGACAUCAUGGCGGCGGGAAAGUCCCAAAGUGGAGUCUAUACCAUCUUUCCCGGGUCCAACAGCUUCGAGGCUUACUGCAACAUGUGGCAGGGCGGGGGAGGCUGGACCGUGAUCCAGAGGAGAAAGGACGGCUCCGUCGGCUUCAUUCGGGGUUGGAACGACUAUCGAAAGGGCUUUGGACACCUCGUCGGAGAGCACUGGCUCGGCCUGCAAAACAUCCAUGCUCUGACGGCCUCGGGCGGUUACCAGUUGCGGAUCGACUUCACCGCAUUCGACGGCGUCAAAUACUACGCUCUCUACAACGACUUCUCGGUGGGCUGGAACUCGAUGGACCCCGACAAGGACGGCUACCCGCUGUAUGUGAGCGGCUACUCUGGAAACGCAGGCGAUAAAUUCACCCAGCAUUCUGGGGAGAAGUUCACCACCAACGACCGCGACCAAGACAAGUGGGAUAAUGGCAAUUGCGCCACCAGGUGGGAUGGCGCUUGGUGGUACGAGUACUGUUUCUGGUCCAACCUGAACGGGAUGUACAGGGCAACCGGCACCUGCAACGGUCACACUGCAAACUGGGGUAAUUUGGGGCCAUCAGUGGAUACCUGCCUGAGAUUCGUGGAGAUGAAGAUCCGGCCCAGAAAGUGA